This is a messenger RNA of Adineta ricciae, 216 nucleotides long. Lineage: Eukaryota; Metazoa; Rotifera; Eurotatoria; Adinetida; Adinetidae. The record is from the annotation of a GenBank genome assembly.
AUGGCCCGGGGGCAUCAAAAGGAACUAGCUCGUCAACGUAAUGACAAAAAUGGAAAUUCAAAUAAGCCUACCACUCAAAAAGGCACUGCGGCUGCUAGCUUAACAUAUCAAUGUUCCGUUUGUAAAGCUCAAAUGGGAGAUCCCAAAACGUAUAAGCUACAUUUUGAAAAUAAACAUCCGAAAAACGAAUUACCAGCUGAGUUAAAAGAUGUUUGA